AUGGCCGAGUACCGGCAAGGUGGGGUCCAGCAAGAACAAAGAAACCACACCGCAGAACCUGUAAUAGAUGACUAUAAAAAGAUGGGGACUCUCUUUGGCGAACUAAACAAAAGCCUUAUCAGAAUAGGCUUCACAAGGAUGUACUUUGGAGAACGGAUAGUAGAACCUGUAAUAAUUAUAUUCUUCUGGGUUAUGCUCUGGUUUCUUGGCCUACAAGCUCUUGGACUGGUUGCUGUUCUGUGCCUUGUCAUUAUUUAUGUACAACAGUAAAAUUUUAUAGAUGCUGUUUGGAUUACGUAUUUCAACACCGUCACUAUGCCAGUGGAUUUAUGUGUUUAAGUAAAAGGGUGGCAUAUCAAAAGCUGUAAUGCUUUGAACUGCAUUUCACUGAACUUCCAACAUUUGGGGUGACGGGGACUAAAAUUAUAUAUUUUAAGCAAAGUCAGCAGUGUCCUACUACAUCUUUGAAGGGCAAAAAAAGAGAUGUUUGUAAUAUAAUGGUGUCCAAUGUACUGUUUUCUGCACUCUUGGGGCCUUAGUCCAAGGAUUGGCUUUUUGUCCCCCCCGCCAAUGUUCUUGCUUUGUAUAGUGAAAAUUUCCUGUCUGGUUUUAAGAGGACACUUGAUGUGAGCGUCCUGUUUCACUGUUGGGGGGGGCUCAUGUGCUGUUUGUUCCCUGAAUGUGCACAGUUUGCUGUUUUUUUUGCUGAAAAGCUAAAUCUGCACAAGGGAGGUUUGCUAACAAACCUACAAUGACAAACGUUCAUAAGGUGAAUACAACUUCCCAACACAAAAGCAUCUUUGGUUAAUGUAGCUUAUAGCAAGCUUUCCCGCAGGAAACAAGCUAUGCCAGCAAAGUGCUUUUAUACUAAUAUUAGUGACUUCACACAAGGCUUCAGCUGUUGUUUAGGAGGAAUUGCAGUCCUAUAUUGGCCAAAUGGUCUAACAUAGCUCUACCUUGUUUAUGGAAAUGUACUCGGCUCCUGCUGCUGUCUUUCCUUCUUUUUUUUUUUUUUAAUACUUGCUCUUUUCCCCAGCCUUCCUUCUGAAGAUAAAUAUUUGGAUAAUUCAUGGACUUCGUAGGUAGUUGCAGCUGCAGUGUUGGAGAGUUGCCAUUCCAGAUGUCAAUGCUAAAAUAUUGUCUGCUUCCCCUGGGUCGUGUGUGAAGUGUCUGAACAGCCAGAAAGAUAUCAGACCAGAUCUCUCAACGCUUCCCUAAUUUGCUGCAGUGUGGACCCAACACGAGCUAGAAGCUUUGUGUACGUAAGCAAAUCAGACCUGUUUCCUCAUGCAAGGCAAGAAUGUAGUUGAAAUCAGGUGGUGAUUUUAUUUAGUAGUCUUAACUGAUUGAUUUCCACGCUAGGCAACAAAAAUGCGUAUCCAUAGGUGCAUGUCAUGGGCAACACAAAUUGGAGAAAUAGGAUAUAUACAUUCAAGAGUAAGUGCAAAAUUCACUCUGGCUCCCCAGGAGCCACACCAAGGGUGUAUUGAAUAUUUCCAAGUUGAAUGUGCUCAUUUAAAGAAAAACAGUAAAAUGAGACAUAAUCUUUACUAAAUAGGCUACCAAUUUAAUAUUUGCUGUACAUUACUUUUAGUAAGAAACUUAAUUGCAAAAUUGACUUCAUCUAUGGUAGUGUGAAAUUAUACAUUUACUUAAAGAAAUGUAAUAGAAGAUGUGAAAUUUACAGAAAACUGCUUAACCUUUUACAGUGACUUUUUUCCUAAACAUUUUUAUACUAGCAGAGAUCAACAGUAGAUUAGUUGAAAAUGCUGUCUUAUCCAGAGACUUUUCAAGUUAAGGGGAGCUUCUCUGUGGUCCCAGUCCUGCAGCUGGAUUCUGAAGGCUGAUUUUAUGCCUACGUGGAUCAUGUUGGUUGCUGGGCUCUAUUUCCAGGACCCUUUUGGCCCCAGUCCUUACAGACUUUCCUAUUAGUGAAAUAAUUGUUAUUCAGGGCAGUGAACAUGAAGGCCCAGCUCCUUUAAAGUCUUUAUGUGCCUAAAUGCCAUCUGUAGACAUGUCUCUGUGCUUUUCUAAUGAAUGCGUAGUUACCUUCUGAGGAGCCAGGUCUCCUCUCCAGAUCUUCAGAUGACCUUG
Molecule: messenger RNA, 2094 nt
Organism: Pygoscelis adeliae (Adelie penguin)
Lineage: Eukaryota; Metazoa; Chordata; Aves; Sphenisciformes; Spheniscidae
Gene: FAM241A
Product: chromosome unknown open reading frame, human C4orf32
Exons: 2
Coding region: 1-270 (89 amino acids)
Cellular component (GO): intracellular membrane-bounded organelle
Source: RefSeq, a predicted model, not a curated record